Molecule: messenger RNA, 6802 nt
Organism: Epinephelus moara (kelp grouper)
Lineage: Eukaryota; Metazoa; Chordata; Actinopteri; Perciformes; Serranidae
Gene: strn3
Product: striatin, calmodulin binding protein 3
Exons: 16
Coding region: 284-2422 (712 amino acids)
Cellular component (GO): dendrite
Molecular function (GO): armadillo repeat domain binding; protein phosphatase 2A binding; calmodulin binding
Source: RefSeq, a predicted model, not a curated record
CGCCUGGGUUCUCCCUCCGUCAUCGGAUCCAGGGAGAGAGAGAGGGAGCAGUAAUGGCGGCCGGUUAGAGCCACACACAAACACCGCGUCCCGCAAUCAGCCGCACUCACCGCAGCCCUCCGGGGGGCAGCCAGCCUCACACACCGCGGCGGAGCCAGCGCGACAGACACGGAGCGGAGACACGGGCUUUAGGGGGGGGACGGGAAUCCUCAUAGCGGACCGUUGCUGCCUGGGACUUUCCUUCUACUUUUCUAAAAAAAAAAAAAAGAAAAAAAAAAAAAACAUGGAUGAGCACCCCGGCGGAGGAGGGGUCGGAGCGGCCGCCCCGAGACAGCCUCCACCGCCGCAGCAGCAGCAGCAAGGGAGCAACAGCAACGCUAAUCCGCCGAUCGGAGGUGUAGGAGGCGGUGGAGCCGGAGGAGUCAUGGUGCCGCACCAGCCGGACGAGCUGCCCCGGCCGCAGCAGCAGUACACUAUCCCCGGCAUCCUGCACUACAUCCAGCACGAGUGGGCCCGGUUCGAGAUGGAGAGGGCGCACUGGGAAGUGGAGAGGGCCGAGCUCCAGGCGAGGAUAGCGUUCCUGCAGGGGGAGAGGAAAGGUCAGGAGAACCUGAAGAACGACCUGGUUAGAAGAAUAAAAAUGUUAGAAUACGCUUUAAAACAGGAAAGAGCAAAAUACCACAAGUUAAAAUAUGGGACGGAGUUAAACCAAGGGGAGAUGAAGAUGCCAAGCUUUGAAUCAGACACCAAAGACUCAGAGGUCUCUGCUGUUCCUGCCAACAGUCAGCUCACCUGGAAACAAGGAAGACAACUACUCAGACAGUACCUGCAGGAAGUAGGAUACACAGACACCAUCCUGGACGUUCGUACUCAGAGGGUUCGCUCUCUGCUCGGCCUGUCGGGCUCCGAGCAGAACGGAUCUGUGGAGAACAAGAACCUGCAGCACCUGAUCAACGGGACAGAGCGCCGCAAGGACAGCAAGAGGAGUCCAGGAGACGUUCUGGAGACAUUCAACUUCCUGGAGAACGCAGAGGACAGCGACGAAGACGAGGAUGAGGAGGGAGACCUGAUGGACGACAUCAGCACCGACAAACACCACCGAGCCAAGAAACACAAGACCAAGGUGGGGAACGAGGGCUUGGCGUCAGAGGACGACGCCGACACGGAGGAGGCUCUGAAGGAGUUUGACUUCCUGGUGACGGCGGAGGAUGGCGAGGGAGCAGGCGAGGCUCGGAGCUCCGGAGACGGGACAGAGUGGGCGGAGCCUCUUCCGUUUCCUCCUGGUGGGGGGAAGUCCUUCCUGCUGGGGGGUUCAGACGACGUGUUGGAGAGCGUGCUGGGUUUGGGCGACCUCGCUGACCUCACCGUCACCAACGACGAAACAGACUACAGCUACGAUCUGCCGUCCAGUAAGGAGUCUUCGUUCAGGAAGACAUGGAACCCCAAGUACACGCUGCGGAGCCACUUUGACGGCGUCCGAGCGUUGGCCUUCCACCCUGUGGAGCCCUGUCUGGUCACCGUGUCCGAGGACCACACCCUCAAACUGUGGAACCUUACCAAGACCGUCCCUGCCAAAAAAAGUGCCUCUUUUGAUGUGGAGCCAGUCUAUACAUUCAGAGCCCAUGUUGGUCCAGUGUUGUCGUUGGCCAUGACGUCCAGUGGUGAACAGUGUUUCAGUGGAGGCAUUGACUCGACCAUCCAGUGGUGGAACAUCCCCAGCUCUAAUGUCGACCCCUACGAUACCUACGAUCCCAGCGUCCUGGCGGGGUCAUGGUUGGGGCACACAGAUGCUGUGUGGGGAUUGGCUUACAGCGGCAUCAAGAACCGCCUCCUGUCCUGCUCAGCCGACGGAACGGUGAAACUGUGGAACCCGACGGAGAAGAACCCCUGCAUCAGCACUUUCAACACAAACAAGGAGCACGGGGUCCCCACAUCGGUGGACUUUAACGGGUGUGACCCCGCCCACAUGGUGGCGUCGUUUAACACCGGAGACGUGGUGGUGUAUGACCUGGAGACCUCCCAGAAUGCACUGGUGCUGAAGGGGCAGGGAGAAGGCACCCUCCCGGGGUCGAAUCAUAUCAACAAGGUGGUCAGUCAUCCCACGUUGCCGGUCACCAUCACGGCUCAUGAAGACAGACACAUCAAAUUCUACGAUAACAAGUCAGGUAAAGUGAUCCAUGCCAUGGUAGCUCACCUGGACGCAGUCACCAGUCUGGCUGUGGAUCCUAAUGGCAUCUACCUGAUGUCUGGAAGUCACGACUGCUCCCUUCGUCUGUGGAACCUGGACAGUAAAACGUGCGUUCAGGAGAUCACAGCUCAUCGUAAGAAGAGCGAGGAGGCCAUCUACGACGUGGCCUUCCACCCCUCCAAGGCCUACAUCGCCUCCGCCGGAGCCGACGCCCUCGCCAGGGUCUACGUGUAGAUGAGGAGGAGGAGGAGGAGGAGGAGAAGAGGAAGACCGUGGUGCGAGAGACACAGACUGACAGAGAUGAAGAGAUAAAGAGAGUCAGGCUCGUCUGUUCACACACAAACAGUAUUCAGGUCUGUUCAGGUCUCUGAACACAGAUUAUAUAUUAAUGAGAGACUGAUGAGGUGAGUGCACCUCCAUCAGACGGCUGAACACACACACUCACUCACACACACACACACACGCACACACAGUUUAAGUUAAGAGGUGCCGUCUCCCUCCGACUGACUGAAGGGACUGAGAGACGUUCAGCAGCAGAAACGUUGUGGAAACGUUGUUUAAACCCUGCAGGUCGACACUGAGCAGCUCACCUGUCCUGUGAUGUCAUCUCUCCCGGUCUGCAGAGUCACGAUGACACUACAUGAACCCCCGUCCCCUCCCCCUCCCCUCGUGUUAACACUAGUCUGACCUCCUGACCCUCAGACAGCAGGAGCAGAGAUAUACUUAAAGGAAAAAUCCCCCCGAGUCGUCUCUCUGUGACGUUCUGCGCUCACUUGUUUCUUCUUCUUCUUCUUCUGUGGACAACAGUGACGUCACAUCCAGGUGUUUCAGUUCGAGGUUUGACAUCAGAGACAGUUUGAGGUUUUUGUGUCUGAGCCUCAGACUCAGAGCCAGAUCUUCGUUCUGUCUUUGCACCAAGACAUCACCUCCGUAUCAGAGUCCUGCCUUUUCUCUCUGGUGUGUUCACUGACCUUCGUGUAAUCUGCUCAUCGACACUGACGGUUCACAUCUGAUGUAAAACUCCAAGUUUUUGGUCUUUAUUUGAUGGCGAGAUGAAACUGAGGGACCCAACAAAAGUCCUCGCUGGACUCAGGGACGCUGUCGUCCAUGGCCAGUGUCUUGUCCUCGUGAGGUCGGCGGUGCUGCAGUGAGGACCUGCACGAUUAUUAGCAGCAUGAACGGUUAAUUCAGAGGAAGUUAUUCAAACCAUCCGCUCAUCACAUGACUCUUUGCACUUUGUCAACAGUCAGUGCAUGAAAACCUGUUACAUCCAGCGUCAGCUGUUUGUUGGCGCUUCUUUUUGUGUCAUAUGACGUAUCCUAGCUAUCAAAACUUCAAGAUGACAUUUUUUCAUGCUCACAAUUACCUGUCUGAGUUUUAUCACCUGAAUGCAACGUUACCUCACAGUAAUUCAAAUUACACUGCCAUAACUUCUGGGGUCCGAACAGAGAAAAGCCCGCUUUCAUUUUUGACGUCUUGUGUUUUUUUUCCCCCAAAAUUUCUUAGAAACGCUGCUACAACAGUCAAACUUUAACAUCCACAGAGGAACUGGUGCUUUUGUCACUGAGCACUGACAUGUUGCUGCUGCAGUUCCUCCUCCAUUAACGAAGAUUUAAAUAUCUGUUUUAAAGGUGCAGAAGGUGCGCUGACGCCUGCUGAAACUUGUAGUGUUUCUGUCUGUCGCUGCUGUUAGACUUCACCUCGAUACACAGGUAAAACUACAGGAAAUGAGUAUUAAGUCACACCGAGAAGCAUCAGCCAGAAGAACGACACUUUACAGUGUAAUCACUGAAACGUGUUGCUGAACAGCAGAAGAAGAAGAUCUGAGGGGGAUUUUUCCUUUAAAGCGUCUCCAGCUGCAGCAGAGAGAAGAGGAAGCUGCUUGUAACCAAGGAACAGAACGUUUGGUGUUUUAACCCGUCGAGGUUUUGUUGUAUUUAAGUUUUUAAUUUUAAAUUCUGCAGUUAAGCGUCAAGAAAAAAUGACUUUUUACAGUGUUUUAGGAGGAUUAAAUAAUUAAGAGGUUAAAAUAUAUCAGAGUUAAAGAAACUGAACAUCACGUGUCGGUUUUGUUUCUAAACACGUCAUGAACGACCACGUUGGGUUAAAAAUCAGCUUUUCUGUUUCUCUCUGACGAGGUGUGAGCUGAUUGGAUGUCUGUCCUGAUGGGAACAGAGGAUUGGUUAAUACAUCCCCCACCUCAGCCCCUGGCGGGCCCAACAGAGCCCUGCGUUUAAACCACGGAGCGAAGGAUUCAGGCGUCGGCGUUACUGUAGUUACGUAUGGACGUUUUCUGUUUGUGUAAAAUAAAUCUAGUUUUUAUAAUCGUUUUUAUAAACGUGGAAACGUCUCGUUAACGGCACCGAGGAGGAUUCUGGGUCCUCACUCCCGUCCAGUCCUGCCAUCAACCUCCAUCUCAGUGGAGGUGUCACGUCAUGUAGAAAGUAAAGGAGAGUAGUACGGAAGCCCAUUGCUGCCAGUGUGAUGGGAAAAAAAAGAUCCUGGAAGUUAAUAUAGUGAGAGAAUUUAUUUAAAUGUCCCCAUGAUACGAUAUUAUCAUGAUGCUAAAGUCACAUGUUGAGUAUUGUGAUAAGAUAUAUUGCGAUUUAUUCGCUUUUUUCAACUGUAAAUUCAACUGUCGAUAUUUUUCCUCCACCUUAACAAAAUGACUUAAUAUCUCAAGUAUAUCUAAAGUAUCUCAAAAUGACUUAGUAUCUUAAAAAUAUCGACCUAAUGUCUCAAAUUAAUGACUUUACAAAAAAAUUAUCUCAAAAAAUUGACUUAGUAUCUUUUAAUGACUUCCCAAAAUAAUGACUUAAAUUCAGAAAAAAUAUAAUGAUAAAGAAUGAUCUCAAGAUAAUGAUUUAGUAUCUCAAAAACAUGCCUUACCAAAUAAAUGAUGUGAUUUUUCAAAAUGACUCAGUAUCCUGAAAUAAUGACUUAUUGUCUCAAAGUAAUUACUGACCAAUAUCUCGAAAUAAUGACUUAGUAUCUCAAAUUAAUGACUCACUCUCAAAAUGCUGACUUAACAAAAAUAAUGACUUAGUAUUUCAAAAUAAAGACUUAGUAUCUUGAAAUAAAGACUUAGCUUCUCAAAAUAAUGACUUAGCUUCUCAAAAUAGUUACUUACUGUCUCAAAAUGCCAACUUAACAAAAUAAUGACUCACAAAAAUAAAGACUAAGUAUCUUCAAAUAAUGACGUAAUUUCGCUAAAUUACUACAUCUUGUUUUGUAUUGCAUCAUAAUUAUUUAGUUUAUCAAAACAGUGACUUAGUAUCUGAAAAUAAUGACAUAGUCUCACAAAAUGACGAGAUAUUGCAAAAUAUUGACUUUCCUAUCUCGAAAUAAUGACAGACUUUAUUUUGAGAUACUAAAUUAAUUUUGAUAGCAAGUUUUAAUUUUGAGAAAGUUUCUGAUUAUGUUGCAGUACUCAGUCAUUUUGAGAUAUUACGUCAUUACUUUGUGAAAUCAAGUCAUUUAUUUUCAGUAAGUCCAUUAUUUUGCAAUACUAACUCUUUUUUAGAAAGAUUCUCAGUUAUUAUUUUAAAAUAGGCAAGUCAUUUAUUUUUUAGAUCAACUCAUUAUUUUGAGAGUUUCUCAUUUUAAUAACUCACAGGAUCUUUUUAUUUCCCAUCACAUUCGGGGGAAAGGGCCUCCAUAGCGACGAGAGGGAGGAGCUGCUGAGGAGUGUUGAGACUCGGCCGAGGAAGAUGAGGACCCUACGAGCUCUGUCUGUCUGUCACCACCUGUCCUCACAGACACACAAAGAUUAACGUGUUUUAUUUAUAUAAAAAGAUUCAUCACAACAGAAAUAAGAACUUUCUGUAGAUCUUUUCUAACUUUUUAAACCCCACUAACUUGUGGUAAUUGGCUUUACAAUUGGUACCUGAACGCACCACAGGUCUCUGUAAUCAGACGAUGCUGCUGCAGUAAAAACUGACGACGGUCUCAUGUUGGGAGAAGCUGCAGGUGUGACACCCUCCUCCUCCUCCUCCUCCUCCUCAUAUCACUGUGUGAGUUUUCUCUUCACGUUGAGAUCAUUUGACUUUUUUUUUAUCACAGCUUCAACAAGCGGAAGUUAUUUAUAUCAUUUGUUUUCCUUAUAAGGAAAGAAGUACCUGUUUGAGCUCCAGGAGAAACCGUCCAAACAGACGCUUCCUGGGGCGGGUUUUAAAAACGAACAGCUGCCACCUGAUUGGCUGAACAUUCUGACCUGUUUCGACACACGGCGAGUUUUAUUUCAUCGUUGCGGUUUGUUCUAAUUUAAUUAUUUUUUUGUAACUGAAGGGAUUUGAGCGUCUCCUGAUCGAUCACAAACAAAAUCUUUAUUUUUGUCUUCACCCACGCUACAACUUACUGUGUAACUAAAGACUCUUUUUUUGUUUGUGUAAUGCAUGAUUAAUACAAUAAAAAGUAUUUUUUCUAGUCUUCCAAAAAAUGGAAAAAAAAAGUUCUGAUCAGUUUGCGAGUUUUGAUGAGUUUUGUAAGUUUUUUUUUUUUUUUUUUGUUUUACAAACUAUGAAACAGCAGAUUUUAAAGAUUGUACCACAUAGCAGAAUACAACUGUUGAAAUGUAUAUAAAAUGUCUAUAAUAACUAUUAAAUGGUGUACCUG